AAGGACAUUCAGUUUUCUACCAGGAGAAUGGCACCAAACCAGAACCUUGCUGCCGUGCUGUACGGACCGAACGAUCUACGCCUGGAGGAGCGUCCGAUUGAGCAGCCUGCCUUCGAUGAAGUGUUACUUGAGGUGGACACCUGUGGAAUUUGUGGAACUGAUGUCCAUUUUCUGAAGGAAGGGGGCUUCGGAGCCCAAAUGCUGAUUAAGCCAAUUGUGCUCGGUCACGAAUCGUCCGGAAUUGUUCGAAAGCUUGGCAGUAAGGUAACGCAUUUGAAGGUUGGCGAUCGUGUCGCGAUCGAACCGGCUGCCGGAUGCAGAACGUGCGAUCUUUGCAAGGUGGGCAAGUACAACGUUUGCCUAAAUGGCAAGCACUGCCCAACGCAGAAACAUGACGGAAAUUGUUCCAAUUACUUCACCCAUUAUGCCGACUGUUGCUUCAAACUACCGGACAAUGUAACGAUGGAGGAAGGUGCCAUGCUGGAACCACUUGCCGUUGCGAUCUACGCUGGCCGUAAAGUUGAUAUUCGACUGGGAAAUAAAGUGCUUAUCUUCGGUGCCGGCCCAAUCGGUUUAAUGUGCUUGGUUGCGGCCAAAGCGAUGGGUGCCACUCGAACGGUAGUUCUGGAUCUCGCUCGGGUUCAACAUCGACUUGAUUUGGCGAAGAAGUUAGGAGCUACUGGCGUGAUCGCUAUAAACAAAGACGACAAGGAAGACGAUCUGGUGAGCAAAAUUCAGAAAAUUCUCGGAGGACCAGCCGAUCGAGUUCUUGAGUGUACCGGUUCACAGCCGGGAAUGAGGAUUUCUAUUCGAAGUACUCGAAAUGCAGGAAAAAUCUGCUUGGUUGGGCUGGGUAACGACGAUGUGUCAUUACCGAUGGUGGAUGCUGUUUCUAGAGAGAUCGACAUCACAACUGCCAUGCGAUACAAUCAUGAUUUCCCAGCAGCGGUGGAGAUUGUGGCCAGUGGGUAUGUUAAUCUGAAACCGCUCAUUUCACAUCAUUUCGACCUGAAGGACGUUCACGAAGCCUUCCGCGUCGCGAGUCAAAGCGAAGGAAAUAAAAUAAUGGUACAUCUCAUUCCCAGAGAUACUAACAAUAAGAACAAGUUUGCCAACUAAAUCAAACCCAUUGUUUUUGUAUAUGUACCAUGAAUAAAAUUCAAGAAAAACACAAACAAAAA
Messenger RNA from Wyeomyia smithii (pitcher-plant mosquito), 1181 nucleotides. Its product is annotated as sorbitol dehydrogenase-like. The record is from RefSeq and is a predicted model, not a curated record. Gene Ontology annotation, biological process: D-sorbitol catabolic process. Gene Ontology annotation, molecular function: L-iditol 2-dehydrogenase (NAD+) activity; zinc ion binding. Bases 28 to 1119 code for a protein of 363 amino acids. NCBI's taxonomy places the organism in Eukaryota, Metazoa, Arthropoda, Insecta, Diptera, Culicidae. The transcript is spliced from 2 exons.